Messenger RNA from Helobdella robusta, 411 nucleotides. RefSeq lists its product as hypothetical. The transcript has 3 exons. The record is from RefSeq and is a predicted model, not a curated record. Bases 1 to 411 code for a protein of 136 amino acids. NCBI's taxonomy places the organism in Eukaryota, Metazoa, Annelida, Clitellata, Rhynchobdellida, Glossiphoniidae.
AUGUCUCCCGCAUAUGACGGUGUUGGUAGAGAUGGAAUCCAAUCUGGCAAUUCGAAUGAAGUUCGAUCAUCAGACAUCAACUCAUCGCGAAAGAAAUUGCCGCCGUCGACCACAUUGAACCGAGGAGGAGUAUUUUGCGAUGAUUAUUUGUUGAAAGUGAAUGGCAAAGUUGUCGACGUUCAUGUUGUAGAGGCAUUCCAAUUCUAUUUAAAAAUAUGCGUUUGCUUCAGUCCAUUUCGUAGAAGACGUUGGCAGUUUGACACCCUGAAGUGGCUCAGAGACGACAUUUUCCCCGAGAUCGGGAUUGCCGUUUGGCUACCUAUGAUGAAACCGAAAUACCCCUCGACGCCAUUCUGCCGGAUACUGAGGGCCAUUGUCACUUCUGUCAUCAUAAGUAAUUUAUUUGGCUAA